AGCUGUGCGCGGCUGAAGCCGCUGUCAGCGCUGCCAGCACUGCGAUGUCAUUACGGGCCCUGUGGCUGCUCCGCCACGACCCUGCAACCGGCGGCACCGUGCUCUUUUCCAGACAUUAUGCCAUGGUUGAAGUCCACACCGAGACCGUCAAUGGGCCAACUCAUGUGCCUGUACCAUCUGACAGUGCAUUUCUUCAGGCCCUGCUUUUUGAACUGAGACUCAUAGAUGACCAUAUAUUUGUGGAGCAUCGAGAUACUUGCACUCAAAUCAAUCAUUCAUCAGUGUAUUUGGUUCGCAUUGAAGGAGGGGAUCUGUGGCCUGUGCUUGCUUUUCAGAAGAGUGGGCUGAUAUAUGCGUGUCUUCCGCUGGUUGAGGGGACCUUGGAGCCACAGCCACCCCUCCUUACCGUUACUGGGCUCUCAAAAGGACUGGCUCUUCUCUUGGGCAUUGUAGACUACAUCUCUCCGAGUCGGAAGAAUGAAGCUGAGAUGAGUACAAAAAUCAGCCAGCUUCGAAAUGUGCUUAUCCAGGCCUGUCCAUUUGGCACCCCCUUAAACACAAACAUCCACAGCUUAAACAGCUCGUUCGAUGACAUUCAGGAAAUGCCUGCAGAUGAGAAUCAGCCAGCUUGGAGAUCCAACGCAUAUAAAUGCAAACCUCAGGUUGACGUCUGCAUCACUGAGGAGGUCAAGUGUAUGCAGUAUGACAAAAGAGAGAUGUGGCAAGUUUAUGGAGCUGUAAAUUGCAAGUGUGACAUAGAGGGAACAGCACCACACGUAACCCUCACUUUGAAUCUCCCCACGAAUGGUCCUCCACUGCAGGAUAUCGUGGUCCAUCACUGUGUGACUUCUGUUGAUCCUGCCAUGCUGAUGUCCACUAGUAUGGAGCCACUGGAUGAUUCUGUGUUCAACAGACCUUACAAAUUUCCUUUCAUUCCUCCUUCAGAUUCAUUCAACUUGUGUUACUACACUUCCCAGGUUCCUGUUCCACCCAUUUUGGGACGUUAUCAACUCAUUGAAGAGGGAUCACAGUUACAAAACAAUUUAAAGCUUCAUGAAAGCAUAAAGAAUUCUUUUGAGUACUGUGAAGCUCGUAUACCUUUCUUCAACAGAGGCCCAAUCGCUCAGUUAGAACACAAAGUUAGUUAUAGCCAACUGGAUUUGUCAUGAGAGAAGAGCCUUCUGGUUUGGGUCAUUGGACAGAAGUUCCCUAAAUCUUUGGAAGUUUCUCUGUCUGGAACCGUGUCUUUUGGCACUGCAGGCAAAGAGCACCCAACUGUAUGUUGCACUGGGAACACUGCGUAUGUAAAACUGUAUUUUAGGAUCCCAGACUUUACACUGACCGGAUGUUAUGUAGACCAGCAUUCUAUUCAGAUCUUUAUACCAGGAAAACCAAAAGUUACUGCAUCCCAGGAACUGAUUUCUUCUGAUUACUACAUCUGGAAUUCCAAAGCCCCAGCACCUGUGGUGUACAAAACCUUAUUUGACUGAUUUGCUUGUGAAUGAUUUUUGUGUUUAAACGAAACAGACAUCUAACAAGAGGAAUGUCAUGAUGCACAGAAAAUAAACAUUCUCCAGCAGUUGUACUUUGUAUGUUUGCUUAACAUUUUCUGUUGAGGGGAAAACAAAACAAAUCACUUCUCUUAAAAACAUAAAUUCCUUUUCAAUGGCUUAGUCCUGGGUGACAGCUUAGAGGAGGGAGUUGGAAAUGUACUUUCUGUGAACAUUUUUACUUUCCCCUCUAACUACUACCAAAGAAGUACCAAGUGAUACAGACCAGCAAGUUAUCUGGGAGGACUCCCAGGUACUUCAGUAGCUUUGUAAAACAAAGAGCUCAAGGGGCGUGAAAGCUUUCCUUGUUCCUGUCGUGAGUCACAAGGCUCUGAUUAGACCCAACAGCUAAAAGGACAGCUGCAAGAAGGAGUUCUGUCACUUUCACAGGAUGCACACAAGUCGAUAAUUGAUAAUAAUUUUAAAUGUGACAUGAGCCAUGCUUCUGAAAGUGAGAUGAUACAGGAGUCAUUAUUGCCUCUCUCAGCAGAAGGAAUGAGUUCCCUUUCAUACAUUCACAUAAACUGCAUUGCUCCCAGAGCCAGCAUUAGUGAGGAUCCAGAGGCCUGAACCUGCUUUUUCAAACGAUGAGACUCUGAGCAGGCAGAACCGGCUGAAUUUGCCAGAGGUUCCAAAAAAGAUCACUGAGACAUUUUCCCCUAGCCCUCUAAUUUUGAGAAGAAAAUUGAUAUCUGCAGGAACACAGGAAGUGAACUUUAAGAGAGUUAUCAGGAAACGAGCAAAUUCUGAAAGACUGGUGAAAAACAGAGAGCCUGGAGAGCAGCACAAAAGAAGAGAAGAAUGCUGUCUAAUAACGGAGUGUGCUGGCUGCUCCUGCCUGCCUCUUGUUUAACUGUACCCUGUGUGAGAAACAAGAUUAGCCAUUAUGUAAGGAGAAAAGUUUUAAGCUGUAAUUUAAAAAAUGCCUAGAUUUGAGAUAGUAAUCUAAAUGGUUGGUUAAAUGUUCUAAAGAGUGGAUUAUUUCGUGUGAAACGUGCCGUUCAGCUGAAACUGCUGUGCAGACUUACCAAAGAGA
Molecule: messenger RNA, 2586 nt
Organism: Colius striatus (speckled mousebird)
Lineage: Eukaryota; Metazoa; Chordata; Aves; Coliiformes; Coliidae
Gene: AP5M1
Product: adaptor related protein complex 5 subunit mu 1
Biological process (GO): endosomal transport
Cellular component (GO): AP-type membrane coat adaptor complex; cytosol; late endosome
Source: RefSeq, a predicted model, not a curated record